Astyanax mexicanus (Mexican tetra) is the source of this 11055-nucleotide messenger RNA. Its product is annotated as piezo-type mechanosensitive ion channel component 2. The transcript has 55 exons. NCBI's taxonomy places the organism in Eukaryota, Metazoa, Chordata, Actinopteri, Characiformes, Acestrorhamphidae. Bases 730 to 9696 code for a protein of 2988 amino acids. The record is from RefSeq and is a predicted model, not a curated record.
GGGCAGUGCUUGGGUCAGUGCGCGCUCGCGAAGUUUUUAGUCUGAGGUGAGGGGAAAAACGGCAGGUCAGGUAGCAAAUAGUCAGAUAACAGGCUAAUUCUUUGAGUUUUUGACAGAAAGGCAGGUAAAUAUGUGAUACAACUGGUUUUAUUUGAGGUUAAACGCUUUUAUUACAGUUUUUACAUAUAUUAAUCGACAAAUAUUGGAAGUUUUAUAGUGAGAAAGUCUGGUUUAGGCUUAUGUCAAAGAGCGAAGCUGUUAAUUUUGACCGUUAAAAUUAAAAAAUGCAGCCGGACGCCUGUCAGAAACUAAUUAAGCUAGCAAACCUAGGUUAAGUUAGUUAGCUAAACCUAAGUUAGCUAGUUAGGUUAAUUAACUACCUUCCCCAGAGCUGAACACGACGGGCUGAUGAUAGCUAACUACAUAUGACUACUAUUAAUAUUAUUGUUUUACAUUAUUCGCUUUAAGUUACCCAAAUGAAGCUACUUUCAUUGAAAGCAUGAAACUCCCGGACUCUUCAAGUCGUCUUCGGUCGUGUGUGGGAAAGCGGAAAACCGUACUUACUCCAGGGCACUUUGGGGGACUCCUGUAGCGCGAUGCCGCCCGGCUCGGACUCGAAAAGAGAACAAAAAAGGGCACCUUACUCCUCUUCUUCAGUUAAGCAGGACAGAAGACGUUUUCUCUUUUUCUGACGUCUUCAACUAAGGUGGACGAGAGACCCCUCGGGCCAUGGCGAGCGAGGCUGUGUGUGGACUCAUCUUCAGGCUACUGCUGCCUUUUUGCUUGGCGGCAGCAUGUCUGUUCAGGUACAAUGGUCUCUCCUUGGUCUACCUAAUCUACCUCCUCCUCAUCCCGCUGUUUCCUGAACCCACAAUCAAAACUAUGCAGGGUCCCACGGGGUGGUUACUAAAGUCGCUGUGCUGUUCCAGUGCAACCUUUCUCCUGUUCCACAUCGUCUAUCAAAUCACUGUUAACAGUCUGCUUGCAGGGAGCUCCAUCAGGCCUGACUUCAACUGUACGUUGUGGGAGAAGUCUAUACGACAAAUUGGAUUUGAAAGUGUUGUAGGGGCAGACGCAGGCAAUGGGAUCCGAGUGUUUAUCCCGGACAUUGGCAUGUUCAUGGCAGGCCUGGGCACCUGGCUACUGUGUAGACGUCUCGAGCAGAAGAGGCUUACAGAGGAAAUGGCCCAGUACAACCCGGACUUUGAGGCUGAAGAUCAGGAGGAGGAGAGUGAAGAGAAGAGGGAUCUUGAUGAAGGAGAUGACGAAAUGCUCUUUGAUGAAGACUUUGAUGCUGAAGAUGAGGCAGAGGACGAGGAUGGUGCUGUGGUCCUGGAAGAGGAAGAGGAAGAGGAAGAGGUUGAGGAGGAGAAGGAGAGUGCCAAAAUGAAGGUCCUGCGCAUAGUUGCAGGAGUGGCAUCAAAAGUGAAGGAGAUCAUUGGCAACCUCAUUACUACAGCAGGAAAGGUGGUGGUGACUAUAUUGCUGGGAGUGACAGGUAUGAUGCUGCCCUCUCUGACCUCAGCCGUUUACUUUUUUGUCUUCUUGGCUCUGUGCACGUGGUGGUCCUUCUGCCACACCUUCGACACUCUUCUCUUCAGUUGUCUGUGUGUGCUAAUGGCCAUCUUCUCUGCUGGUCACCUCUUCCUCCUCUACCUCUUCCAGUUCCAAUUCUUCCAGGACAGCAUCUCAGUCAACGACACCUACGCCAGAUUGUUUGGCAUCUCUGGAAUAGUCAAAACAGACUGUGUCUCCACAUGGAGGUUGACUGUACAUGCGGAUGUGAAGUGGCACCAUUGUGUCAAUCCAAUCAUGCUCCUGAUACUGUACUACACACUUGCCACACUGAUACGCCUCUGGCUGCAGGAUCCCAUAAUAACAGAGCCUAAGGAAGAAGAGUGUACCGAAAACUGUGCGGUCCACACAGCAGACAAGAGGAGACUGCUGUGGUGGAGGGCACAUCAGAGGACAGAAGAGAAAAACCUACUGUCCACACUGGAUGGUUACAGCACCUCUGAGGCAGCGAUAGUAAACUCCAAUGGAACAUCUUUUGGCUAUGUCUCCACCCUAAAUUCAGAAAAUGGACCAGUUGGCUUAGACCUGUAUUCUACUCCGACGUAUAAAGUGGAUCAAACUAAUGAUGUGCAAGACCACAAAGAUGUAGAGCUCUAUGAGGUUGUGGACGUGCCACAGGAGGAAGAAGAAGAGGAGAAGACUGAAGAUAGUGAGCAGACUGACAACCCUGGCACUUUUGCUAAAGUUUUCAAGUUCAUAAUGAAGCAAAGCUAUGUCUGCGCUCUGAUUGCCAUGAUGACCUGGAGCAUUACAUAUGUGAGCUGGCUGACAUUUGUAUUCCUGUUGUGGUCCUGCGCCUUGUGGAUGGUGCGGGAUAGGAGGAAGUAUGCUAUGCUGACCUCGCCAUUUAUGGUCGCCUAUGGUAAUCUGUUGCUGGUGCUGCAAUAUAUCUGGAGCUUUGAGACUUUGAAAGAUGUCCCUGACAUUUUUAAGACACCCACUGUUCCCUUCUCUGAACUCAGCUCAAAGGUGCUGUGUUUGCUAAGUUUCUGGCUGCUGUUACGCCAGACCCUGACAGAACGGCAAGACAAGUUAAAAGAGGAAGCAGUUCUUUCUGAAGUUACAGUCGAGACUGAGAAAAAAGAUGAAGAAAAGCAAGUGGAAGAGGAUGGCAUGGAGAAUGAUUUGGUGCAGGUUGUGGGGAAACUGGUGAUGGCUAUGUUGGUUAAGUACUGGAUCUACAUCUGUGGCAGCAUGUUCUUCUUGGUUAGCUUUGAGGAUGUGGAUCACAUAGCCAUGUACAAAGUCUUCUACAUGAUGAUGUUCCUCUUCUGUGUAGCCAUGUAUCAGGUGGAUUUCGAGCGGUGGCGAAGAAUCCUGAAGUAUUUCUGGAUGUCAGUGGUUGUGUACACCAUGCUGGUAGUCAUCCUUAUCUACACCUGCCAGUUUACAACCUCUGUUCCCUUCUGGUCUAAAGUGACGGGUGUAAGCACUGAGAGUCUUGGAAAGCUGGGUCUGAAGCAGUUUGAAGUGACAGAGUUGUUUAGACGAAUCUUCAUCCCUACAUCCUUCUUGCUAGUGUGCAUUCUUCACCUGCACUACUUCCAUGAACACUUUCUUGAGCUCACUGACAUCAAAGCUGUGGUUGCAAAGCAGGACAGUAGCAUCUACAGCCAUGCCAAAAUCAGUGCUCGUAUCUGUGUGAUUAUGGAUAGUAUCAAGCAAAAAAUCCCUACUCCUCAGAGCAAACUUGCCCACCCAGAUGGGAGCUUGGCAGACCUUACCAUGAUGAGCUCCUCACCUGAGCCCUUACUUAAAGAGGAUAAAGAAAAGGAGGUGCUGGUGGUGGAGGCCAUUAUGGAGGAGAAAAAGAAGGAUGACUCUGUCCAACUGUCGAGUCAUGAAGGAAGCCAACAGUGCAGCGUGGCUACAGAUCCAGAAAUUCCAUCAGAACAGAGUUCUGAUUUGAAGAGCAAGUGGCACCUGGUGGUGGAUCGUCUGACUGUGCUGUUUCUGAAGUUCUUGGAGUACUUUCAUAAACUGCAGCUUUUCAUCUGGUGGCUGCUGGAGAUGCAUAUUGUGAAGAUUGUUCCUUUCUAUAUCAUAUUAGUGUGUGUCAAAGAGGUGUCUCUUCUGAACUAUGUUUUGCUGGCCUCUUGGGCUUUUGCUUUGCCCUAUCGUCAGUUCCGCACAUUGGCCUCCAGCAUUUGCAUUGUGUGGACUUGUGUUAUCAUCACCUGCAAAAUGUUUUACCAGCUAGAAACCAUAGAGCCAAGAAACUACUCCGUAGAAUGCCUAAAGCCCGAGAACAUCACUGACGUUUACAUAAAUCAAUCCCUGUUGUACACUGACCCAGUAGAUCCUGCAAACUGGGUUGGACUACGCAAGAGUAAAGAACUCUUGACAUACCUUACGAAUGACUUACUAAUCGUGGCCAUUUUGGCUUUUGAAGUUACCAUCUACAGACAUCAGGAGUAUUUUCGGCGACACAACAAACUUUCUCCUCCCCCUUCCAGAACCAUCUUUCAUGAUAUCACUCGCCAGCACCUUGACAAUGGUAUCAUCAACUGCAUCAAAUACUUCAUUAAUUACUCCUUCUACAAAUUUGGUGUAGAGGUGUGUUUUCUACUAGCAGUGAAUGUGAUUGGCCAGCGGAUGGACUUCUACUCCAUGUUGCAUGCCUUUGCACUGGCAGCAGUGAUGUACAGGCGCAGAAGAAAAGCUAUUGCUGAGAUUUGGCCUAAAUACUGCUGCUUUCUAGCCUGCAUGAUCACCUUCCAGUAUGCUAUGUGUAUAGGCAUCCCACCAGCAGCUUGUAGUGAUUAUCCCUGGAGAUUUCCUUCCAGUACAACAAACUCCAACGUCAUUAAGUGGCUAUUCCUGCCUGAUUUCAGCACCAGACCAAACUCCAUGUUUCUUCUGUAUGACUUUAUGUUACUGUUAAGUGCUUCUCUGCAGCGGCAAGUGUUUGAUGAGGAGAAUAAGGCAGCAGUACGUUUAAUGGCAGGAGACAAUGUAGAAAUUUGCAGAGAUCUGGAUGCAGCUUCGUUUAGUGUCCACAAUCCUGUGCCAGACUUUAUACACUGCAGAUCCUAUCUGGACAUGCUGAAGGUGAUCAUGUUCAGCUACCUCUUCUGGUUUGUUCUCACCAUUAUCUUCAUCACGGGCACAACACGCAUCAGUAUCUUCUGCAUGGGCUACUUGGUGGCAUGCUUUUACUUCCUGCUCUUUGGAGGAGAGCUUCUGCUCAAGCCAAUCAAAAAGCUUCUCCACUACUGGGAUUUCCUAAUAGCCUACAAUGUCUUUGUCAUCACUAUGAAGAACAUCUUUUCUCUUCUUGCUUGUGGCUAUAUCGAUAGCAUGCAAAAAAAUAGCUGCUGGUUGAUUCAACUGUUGAGUCUGGCCUGCACCAUCAAAGAGUAUACUCCACCUAAUACGGCAUCUAUCCCAUCUCAGGACAGAUGUGACUUGCCAAAGGAUGAAGCAGGCAUCAUCUGGGAUAGCAUCUGUUUCAGCUUUUUGCUUCUCCAGAGGCGUGUUUUCAUGAGCUACUACUUCCUACAUGUGGUGGCUGAUAUUCGUGCUGGCCAGAUACUGGCUUCUAGAGGAGCAGAGCUUUUCCAAGCUUCCAUAGUGAAGGCCGUAAGAGCUCGAUUGGAGGAGGAGAACAAGUCCAUGGAGCAACUUAAGAGACAAAUGGACCGCAUUAAAACCCGGCAGCAGAAGUUUAAGAAAGGCAAGGAGAAGAUGCUGAGCAUGACUCAGGAAUCUGGAGAUGGGCAGAACCUUAUUCCACCAGAAGAAGAAGAUGACGAUGAUGUGGUGAGAAGUGGGGAUUAUUACCUCUUUGAGACAGACAGUGAAGAGGAGGAAGAAGAGGAGGAGAAAAAAGAUGAGGAACCUCCAAAGAAAUCAGCAUUCCAGCGAGCGAUCGGAAAGUUUGCCUCAGCUGUGCUGGCUUUACCCAGGUCUAUCAUAAAACUGCCCAAAACUAUCCUGCAGUAUAUUAUAAGGGCAGCCAAGUUUGUGUACCAUGCAUGGGUCACAGACUCCAAAACAGCUCUGAAAGAGAGAAGAAAAGAGCGGCGUCACUUCUGGAAAAGAUACACUAGAGGACAUAAACAUAGAAAGGAAAAGACAGAAGGACAUGUGGCAAUUGAAGUAGGGGAAGAGGAACAGCAAAGCACAGAGGAGAAAAAAGGCCCAGAUAACAUCAUAAAGAGGGUUUUCAACAUAAUAAAGUUCACAUGGGUGCUGUUCCUGACCACAGUCGAAAGCCUGACUGUGUGGAUCAACUCUGUCUGUAGAGAGUAUAUUGACAUCUCCACUGUGCUGCGCAUUGAGCGCUGUAUGCUUACCAGAGAGGUUAAAAAGGGUAAUGUGCCUUCACGUGAGAACAUCCAGGUGUACUACCAGAAACAGUUGCGUCUAAAUGCGUCCCGGGAAUCUGGCCUGGACAAGAUCAGCGAGGAGGACUCAACAUCAGGUUCUCACAGGGUCCGCCGAAGACGCAGGGGCUACACUAUGGACAGUCAAGACUCUGUGAUGUCCAGAGAUAGCAUGUCUAGUGCAAACACAGAGGCCACCAUGCUUUUUUCUCGCCAGUCCACUCUGGAUGACCUGGAUGAUAUGCCACACCAUGUACCCAAAACCAGCGAACGUGCUCGGCCCAAACUACGCAAAAUGUAUGGCCUGGACAUGUCAAACUCAUCCGGAGACAGCUGCAGCAGUGCCAUCUCCAGUGAAGCCACUCAGUGCAUUACUCUGUUUUCACGGCAAGGCACCAAUGACACCAUUGAGGAAGCGGAAGAUGAGCAGGACCAGUCACAGGCCAAAAAAGAGAGCCCUAAACAGCUUGAAGAACAAGGCCCUUGGAAAUCCCUGGAGAUUGAAUCAGGGCAAGACACUGAACCAGACCAGGAGCAUGAGCCAGAACAGGAGUCUGAGCCUGGUCCUGAUUCCGGGCCCGAGCCCAAGCCUGAGGCUGAGCCUGAGCCUGAGCCUGAGCAGGAGCAGGAGCAGGAGCUUGAGCAAGAGUUCAUACUAGAUAUAGAGUCUGAAACAGAGCAGGAACUUGGACCAGAGCAGGAGCUGAAUCAGGAGUGUGAACUAGAGCAUGACUUUGAACCUGAGCAAGAGGCUGAAGAUAAAAGCCCUGAAUUAACUGAAUGGGAAGCUGAAGACCAGCAGGAUGAGGAACAGUGCAGGAUAGAGGACGAAGUCAGUGAUCAGAGUCCCAGAAGGACUGACGGUGAGUCCUCUGACCCAGAUUAUAUACUUAUAGACCGGGGAGCUGGUCAGCUUUUCACCCCAGACACAGAUGUCCCUAACACAUCAGAUGCAGAUGUGCCACCCAGCUACAGCAAGGCUGUGAGCUUUGACAGGCUCUCUAUAAGUUCAGAUGAAAGCGACAACGACAAGAGACUGAUGCUGAUGACCUCAGACAGCCGAUCAGACCUGGAUGACUCGCUGCUGCCCUCUCAGACCACAGAUCUCACUGCCAGUGAGCUGCUGCUUAACAAAAUGUUCUAUGAUGAGGAGCUUGAGGGCUCUGAGCGUUUCUACAAGACCCAGCCAUUGGGACUGCAGUUGUGCUAUGCCCUCUACAACCUGUUGGUGGCACAUUCUGAAAUGGUCAGCUAUCUAGUCAUCAUCCUUAAUCACAUGAUUUCAGCUUCCAUGGUAACACUGGUGCUACCCAUCCUUAUAUUUUUGUGGGCGAUGUUGUCUGUGCCACGGCCCAGCAAACGCUUCUGGAUGACCGCAAUUGUUUACACAGAGGUGACCAUUGUCAUCAAAUACUUCUUCCAGUUCAGCUUUUUCCCCUUCAACCAAAACAUGAUUGACAGGAAUAAACCUUAUCACCCUCCUAACAUCAUUGGUGUUGAGAAAAAAGAUGGUUAUGUUCAUUAUGACCUUAUCCAGCUGCUCACUCUCUUCUUUCAUCGCUCCAUUCUGAAGUGCCAUGGUCUGUGGGAUGAGGAUGACCCCAAAGCUAAAAAGAAAGAUACACCCCUUCAUCGUGAGGAGUCUGAGGAUGAAGAGAAAAUGACAGUGAUGAUCCCAGCUGAAGAGGAGAAAAAAAGCUUAUCCCCUCACUCCUUAAAGUCUUUUGGCAUGGGCACCUCAAUUGACUCUGCUCAGGUGCACAUACACAUGCGCUACCCUGAACACUGCACAUACCAGAGGCGAAAAAGCUCCAGUGGUACCUCACACUUGUCUCGCAACUCAUCUAUGCGCUCCAAAAGAGGCAGCACAAGCACAAAAAACAGCAUUCGCAGGGAGAGCAGUGAGGCCGAUGUACAGCCAAAGACUCGCAAAGAGCUCAUUAUCGAAAAGAUUCGAGAGCAGCUAAUCAAAGCCAAGGUCUUUCUCCUCAAAAAAGCAAUGGAGAUCUACUUGCCUAUUCGUCAAUUUUUCUACAACCUGAUCCAUCCUGAUUAUAGCGCUGUGACUGACGUCUAUGUCCUUAUGUUCCUGGCAGACACUGUCGACUUCAUCAUCAUUGUCUUUGGCUUCUGGGCUUUCGGGAAACACCAGGGAGGAGCAGAUAUCACAUCCUCAUUGUCAGAAGACCAAGUGCCAGGACCGUUCUUGGUCAUGGUUCUUAUCCAGUUUGGCACAAUGGUGGUGGAUCGGGCCCUGUACCUCCGCAAAACUGUGAUGGGAAAAGUGAUUUUUCAGGUCGUCUUGGUGUUUGGCAUUCACUUUUGGAUGUUCUUCAUCCUCCCAGGAGUGACAGAAAGGCGUUUCAGCCAGAAUAGAAUUGCCCAGCUGUGGUACUUUGUGAAGUGUAUUUACUUUGGCCUAUCGGCCUAUCAGAUUCGCUGUGGUUACCCUACUCGUGUGCUGGGCAACUUCCUGACCAAGAGCUACAACUACGUCAACCUCUUUCUCUUCCAAGGGUUUCGUUUGAUUCCAUUCCUUACGGAACUGCGCGCUGUGAUGGACUGGGUUUGGACAGACACCACUCUCAGCUUGUCUAGCUGGAUCUGUGUGGAGGACAUUUAUGCUCACAUCUUUGUUCUGAAGUGCUGGAGAGAGUCAGAGAAGCGCUACCCACAGCCCCGGGGCCAGAAGAAGAAGAAGGUGGUCAAGUAUGGGAUGGGUGGCAUGAUUGUGAUGUUGCUAAUCUGCAUUGUCUGGUUCCCCCUGCUCUUCAUGUCUCUGGUCAAGUCAGUGGCCGGUGUCGUCAACACACCUCUGGAUGUCUCUGUUAGUCUUACUCUCGGAGGGUUCCAGCCAAUCUUCACGAUGAGUGCUCAGCAGAAAAACCUGAACAGCAUCACUUCAGCAAAAUUUGAUAAUUUUGUUAAGCAUUUUAGUAAGAAUUCAUUUGCAGUGCAGUUUCUCGAGGCGUAUGUGUAUCAGGAUUUGACUGUAGCCCACCUGGAGGGAAGCUCCAACUCAAUGUGGACCAUCAGCCCCCCAAGCAAGAAGAACUUAAUAGGCAUGCUGAAUCAGGCUGACUCAGAUUUCCCUUUAACCAUGACGUGGUCUAUACAGAGGAACCUGAGUUUAGGAGCCAAAUCUGAAAUGGCAACAGGAAAAAAGAUUAUCAACCUGGACAAAGAAACAAAAAUACAACUUGCAAAACUGUUGAUUGAAACCAAUAGUACAGAUGCACAUAAGAAGCCUGUGUGUAUCAAAAGUAUUUUUCCAAGAUAUCUUCGGGCACCCAGCGACUCCAAUGCCAAACUUAUUGAGCAGCUAAGUACAGGUGCAGAUGAAAAAAUUGAAUAUGAAGAUAUUGAUCUAUUUCUAAACCGAGCAGAGGACAGCAAUAAAGAAUGGUGGGUUGUGAACCAGACAAAAUUUGGACUCCUCAAGCUGGAGUCUGUGAAAAUUAACGAUUCUCCAAGGCUGGAGCUCUAUAUCUUCAGUGAUCAGGUCAGCCCUCCCAGCCUGGGCUUCCUGGCUGGAUAUGGCAUCAUGGGCCUGUACAUGUCCGUGGUGUUGGUGAUUGGCAAGUUUGUGCGCGAGUUCUUCAGCGGAAUCUCCCACACCAUCAUGUUUGAGGAGCUUCCCAACGUUGAUCGGAUCUUGAAACUUUGCACGGACAUCUUUCUGGUGCGAGAAACUGGUGAACUGGACCUGGAGGAAGAUCUCUACGCCAAACUCAUCUUCCUCUACCGCUCUCCAGAGACAAUGAUCAAAUGGACCAGAGAGAAGAAAGAGUGAGGACAAUGAUCAUGAUAAAAAAAUGGCCAGGAAGAGGACACUGACUUUGUGGCAGAAGAAGAUUCUAUAUAACAUGGAAUAGCACAAGUCUUUAUUUGGCUAAUGCUGCUGUAGUAUGUAUUUGUUUAACAAGUGCAUGGUACAGCAGUUACAAUUACAAAUAAUAGCUAAUAUUUGUAAUCGUAUCUGCACCUUCCAACACUUGAGUACACAGUACUGUACUCAAAGAGGUAGUUGAUCUGCAGCCACUUGAAUUUUAAGGGCUUUUAAUGGACUUGAUGUCUUCCCAUGCAUCACUGCAUUUUUUUUUUCACAACUGGGAAUGCAUGAGCCUUUAUGGCCUUCCAGUGACUGACAGGCCAGAUGACAAUUCCAGUGUGAUUAUGUUCAGAGACUUUUAAGUGGCCAAAGUGGAUUUUUAAGAGACUUUUUUUUCUGAAGAGGAGUCAGACAACUUCUGGUUUUGCAGAUGUUUGGAGAAACUCAGCAACACAGCAAUCAUCUGGCAAACUUCACAUGCCUUAUUUAUUUUGUACAAACAACUGCAUUUUCAUUCAGUCUUUUUCUCAGGAACACACACCAGUCAUUUCAUUACAAGAUGGCAUCUUUUUCCAUUGUGUAUUUCCCAUGAGUAUUGGACUAAAUCUACAAUACAACGCUGUUAGACAGACGCCAUCCAGGGUGAGAGAAAAAAGGCACAUAAAAUGAAAACGAGACACUAAUCACUAUUUGUAUGUGACUGGCUGACACUGACAAAGCAUGAACUUUCCAGCGAUGGUUAUCAUUUUUGAGAUGUACAAGAAUUGGGAGUUUGUCAUGUUGGUCAAGUUUAAAGGUGUAGGACUGUAACGUGAAAGCCAAAUAAUGACUAGUUGCUUAUAUCGAAAGGGAUAGAGCAAUAGGGUAAUAUGUUCAUUAAAUACACUUUUGGGGGGUAUAGUCACUUAAUUUCUAUAUGUAUCAGUGAGAAAACUAGUAUUUAUGCGGAGAAAGGCUUUUUUAAUGCAAAAAUCAUGAUUACACAAAUAUAAUGAACAUACAUGAUUUGAAUAGGACCUCUAGACUUCUAACAAUAAUGUAGAGGCCCUGACUAAACUGGGAGUACUUGAGAAGAGCUUUAUAUGGGAUUUUGAAUACAAAAAUCACAGUCACAUUUGUAACCUAUGCAUUAUAAAAAGCUGUCAUAGCAUGAGAGAGUAAUUAAUAUUUGACCCCUUUUCAAGACAUCACAUGUACCUAUGCUUUUACAGGGACAAAGAAAUGUGAAAAAUGUAGGUUUACUAAGUAAUGGUACAACAGGAUGGGGAAAAAAGCUGACCAAAGGUAGUGAUCUUCAAAUAAAGCACAUAUCUGAAGGGU